AUGAUAGAACUAAAUCAACAAGCUUGUGACAAAGUUUUACUCAAAAUUGCAGUUCAAUUAAAAGCCAAGUUGGACAAUACUUUUGAUACAGAUUCCCUUUUAGAACAACUUUCAACACCUGAAAUUGAUUCAAAACGGAAAAUAGAGCUGUGGGAAAGAUUAAAGGUUCAUUAUUUUUUAUUAGGAUUUGGGUUAUUUUUGUGGAAGGUGGGGGACUUUUAGGAGUUGUUUUCGGUGUGAGUAGGCCUGUCAGUAUUUUUAAUGAAUUUGGGAGACUUGGAGUGUGGGUAUAGUUCUGUUG
Meloidogyne enterolobii is the source of this 301-nucleotide messenger RNA. Lineage: Eukaryota; Metazoa; Nematoda; Chromadorea; Rhabditida; Meloidogynidae. The record is from the annotation of a GenBank genome assembly.